GGCAAUAGAUGGAAUUUGCUCAACGGAAUAUUGGAAUAUAGACCUCACAUGGAACACAUACUUUCCCAUUUUUACUCCAUGCUUUCUUAAAAUUGCUUUGAUAUGGGGUCCUGUUGCAUUUUUUUGGAUUUUUACUCCCACGGAGAUAUAUUACACAUCAAAAAGCAAAGAAAAGAAGAUUCCUUGGUCUACUUUAAAUAUUGCAAAAUUGUUGACAUCAGUGCUUCUGCUAAUUUUGUCAGCUAGUGACAUGUGCUUUCAGAUGUUUUUGUAUACUAGAACUGCUGUACCACCAGUUGAUUACUAUACUCCAUUUCUGCUAUUUGUGACAGUUGCAGUGAUUAUAGUAUUGAUAACUAUGCAGAGAAGAAAAGGUAUAAUUACAUCUGGCAUUCUCUUUUUAUUUUGGUUUUUCCUUGCGGUUGGAACAGGUGUUGCAUACUAUACAUCUCUGCAAAAAGUAUUCAACUCGGCCUUUGAUUAUGAUGACAAUUAUGAACACUACCAGUUUUCAACAAUUUUGUUAUAUUUUACAUUUUCAUUUGUUGAAUUGAUUCUUCAUUGUUUUGCUGAUCAAAAAGCCAGUCCGGACAAAAUACCUGAAAAAGAAAAUCCAGAAGAAAGAGCAUCUUGGUUGUCAAACAUGACAUUUUGGUGGUUUAAUCCAAUGGCAAUACUUGGAUAUCAGAAACCUCUUGCAGGCUCUGACAUGUGGGAAUUAAGUGAACCUAAUCGUUCAGACUAUUUGUUAUCUGUAUUUAACAAGUAUUGGCAGCCUUUAUUGAAUAAGAUGAACAGCCAGCAGCAGAAAUUUCAGAAGCAACUGUCCAGAAGAUAUUCACAAAAAGAUAGUUCUGCAUUAAAUAUUACUUUUUCCAAAAAUGAAUAUGAGAAAGACAUUUCCAAAUUGAGUUUACUGAGGCCUUUACUGAUGACCUUUAAAUGGGACUUGUUUGUGUCUGGAGUGAUGAAGUUGGGGGCUAGUGUGAUUACUUUUCUGAAUCCAGUUUUAUUAGAUAUGCUCAUAUCAUUUGUUGGAAGUAAUGAUCCGCUUUGGAAAGGCAUGUUUUUUGCUGUUGGUAUGUUCAUAGCUGCAUUGAUUGAAUCUUUUCUGAAUGGACAAUAUGAAUAUCGUAUAUACGUGGUUGCAAUGCGUAUGAGGUCUUGCAUAAUAUCAGUUGUCUAUAAGAAGGCUCUUUUAUUAUCAAAUUCUGCCAGAAAAAAUUUUACUGUUGGUGAAGUUGUAAAUCUUAUGUCUGUAGACACUCAGAGAAUUAUGGACUACGUUCAAAUGGCAAACAUCCUUUGGUCUGCUCCUCUUCAAAUUAUUAUAGCCGUUUACCUGCUUUGGCAACAACUGGGAAUUGCUACACUUGGAGGCUUGGCUGUGCUGAUUGCAAUGAUUCCUCUUAAUGGAACAGUCAGUGUGUUUAUUAGAAAUUACCAGGUUAGUCUGAUGGCUGAUAAAGAUUUAAGAACAAAACUGAUGAAUGAAAUCCUCAAUGGAAUAAAAGUUCUAAAGUUGUAUGCUUGGGAAAACUCUUUCAUAGAGGAAGUAAUGAAGAUAAGAUGGAAAGAAAUAUCCAGCCUUAAAGCUCAAGCAUGGUUAAAUGGAGCCAUUACUUUCGUUUUCGCUUCUGCCCCAUUUUUGGUAUCUUUAGCUAGUUUUGCCGCAUUUGUUCUCAUUGAUUCAGAUAAUGUGCUUGAUGCAAAUCGAGCAUUUGUUUCUUUAUCAUUAUUUAACAUUCUACGUGUGCCAACAGGAUAUCUACCUAUGAUAAUUGCCUACACAGCUAUGUUUGUUGUAUCAUUGAAAAGAAUCAACAAAUACGUACAGCAAGAUGAAAUAGAUCCAGAUAUCAUUGAACAUAGCCAAUCAGAAAAAGACCCAGUAAUUAUUGAGAAUGGUACCUUUUCGUGGGCAAAAGAUGAAACUCCUGCUCUGAAAGAUUUAAAUUUCCGUGCAAAGUAUGGAGAACUUAUUGCUAUUGUCGGACAGGUUGGAUCUGGUAAAUCAUCGUUAUUGUCAGCUUUAUUGGGGGAUAUGGUGAAGUUAUCAGGAAGAGUGAAUGUCAAGGGGUCUGUUGCGUAUGUCCCUCAACAAGCCUGGAUACAAAACGCUACACUAAAGAACAAUGUACUGUUUACAAAAAAACUUGAUUCAUCAAAAUAUAAAACUGUUCUAGAUGCUUGUGCCUUAACACCUGAUCUUGAAAUUUUGCCUGGUGGAGAUCAAACUGAAAUUGGAGAAAAGGGCAUUAAUCUAAGCGGUGGACAGAAACAGAGGAUAAGCCUCGCUAGAGCUGUUUAUAAUGAUGCUGAUAUUUAUUAUUUGGACGAUCCUCUGAGUGCUGUUGAUGCCCAUGUCGGGAAACAUAUUUUUGAGCAAGUCAUUGGACCUACAGGCUUAUUGAAGAAAAAGACAAGAAUUCUUGUGACCCAUCGAAUAAGUGUUCUUCCAAGUGUAAAUACCAUUAUUGUUCUUCAGAAUGGAAAAGUCACUGAAAGGGGUUCCUAUCAUGAGCUUUUAGCCAAGAAAGGUGCUUUUGCAGAUUUCUUGCUGCAAUAUCUGCAAGAAAAUGCUGAAGAUAUGACGGAUGGAAUUCUAGCUGAUGAACUGAAUUUCAUGCAAGAAAUAGCAGCUACAGUAGGUGCACCAGCAGAAUUAACUAGACAGUUAUCUAAAAUGUACGACAGUGCUAGUGACUCUGAUAGCAGUCGGAUUAGCACAGCCAAAAGAGUCUCCAUUGCGUUCCCAGAAGGUGGAGAAGGUGUGAGGAAAAGAACUAAAAGUUUAAGAAGAGCUUCCAGUGUGGAAUCAGAAUUGAAAAAGCGCAGUUCGGUUAAAGAAUUAGCUAAAGGAACUAAUCUCACAGAAAAAGAAGGGAUGGAAGUUGGUUCUGUGAAAACAUAUGUGUACUUUGAAUAUAUUAAAUCAUAUGGUCUCUGGCAUUGCCUGGUGAUAAUUAUUGGCUACCUAUUGUCUAAUAGUUUCAGUCUUGGAUCAAAUUUAUGGCUUAGUGUGUGGAGUAAUGAUUCAUUAGACCCUGACAAUGCUGAUAAUAUUGAUCUAAGGAAUUUGCGCCUUGGAGUUUAUGGUGGCUUGGGAGCUGGGGAAAUUAUAAGCACCCUCUUUACAUCAAUAUCAAUGAAUUUAGCUGCUUUAAGAGCAGCCAAAUAUCUUCACGAUGAAAUGUUGGCUCGAGUCAUGCGAGCACCAAUGUCGUUUUUUGAUACAACACCUUUGGGCAGAGUACUCAACAGAUUUUCUAAAGACAUUGAUACUGCAGAUGUAACCAUUGGUUUCAACAUCAGAAUAUUCAUCAUCCAAGGUUUCCGUGCCCUCAUCACUGUGAUUGUUAUAUCUUUGGAAACUCCAAUUUUUAUUGUGGUGUGCAUACCCCUUGCAAUAUUGUAUUAUUUUCUGCAGAAAUUUUAUAUUCCUACAUCACGUCAGUUGAAAAGAUUAGAAUCAACCACUAGAUCACCUAUUUAUUCACAUUUCUCAGAAACUGUAGCUGGCUCGACCUGCAUUAGAGCUUUUGGGGCUGAAAAUACAUUCAAGAAUCGCUCAGAUGAACUUGUUGAUAUCAACAAUGAAUCAUACUAUCCAAGUUUAGGAGCUAGCAGAUGGCUCUCUAUCCGACUUGAAUUUCUAGGGUAUACAAUUGUUUUCUUGGCUGCUUUAAUUGCAGUUUUAACGCGUGGUACUUUAAGUCCUGGAAUUGCUGGUCUCUCAGUCAGCUAUGCUUUGCAGAUAACUGCAAUUCUUAACAUGUUAGUUCGAGCUACUGCAGAUGUAGAAACAAAUAUAGUUGCUGUUGAGCGUUGCUUGGAAUAUACUAAAACACCAACAGAAGCAGAAUGGGUGAAUGAGCAAAAUAAACCUGAUGACAAAUGGCCUUUUGAUGGAACAAUCAAGUUUAAUGAAUAUUCAACAAGAUACAGAGAAGGUCUUGAAUUAGUUCUGAAAGGAAUAAAUUGUGUUAUUAAUCCAAAUGAAAGGAUUUUGAAAAGAAUGAUCGAGUUAUACAAAAAAGGAAUUGAUUCUUCGGAUAUGACUUCAAACUCUGAUCUUCACAAUGUUUCGUCAAAUGGCAGCAAGUCGAAAUCUGAAAGUAAUGAAUUGGAACCAAGACUGGAAAGUGUUCAGAGCAAUGGAGCAAAUAUUCGGGAUGAUCAAAAGCACACUGAUAUGGAUACUGACUCAAGUGAAAUAAACUUUAAAAAAGGAAGCGUUGAAGGUAAUGGUUUGACGGAGAAAUCUAAAAGUCUGCCUCAGUCUCAUCCAGAUGGUAAAGAAAAAUUUCUAACAGAAUCAUUAAAAAAAGAAGAAAAAGCUGCAGAUUCAAUGCAGCAUGUAAAUGAUGCUGAUUUAAAGGAGGAGAUCAAUAAUGAUAAAGGCCAACAUGUUACUGCUGGUGUAUCAGCCUUUGAUACAGAGUUAAAAGAAAUUUUAGGAUCAAUUCUUGGACGUGUGGGUGCAAUGAAAACUCGUAAUAAAGCUAAAGAAAAAAUUGGUACAAAACUCUUGCCUGGAUCUCAUCCAGGUGACAAAGAAAAACGUCUCGAAAAUGCUAAAAAUAUACGUCUUGCAUCAGAAUUGCAAAGAAAAGAAAAUUCUGAUGUAAAAGUGAAGGAUUACACUGAUGGAGGUCAAAGCAUUACUGGUGGGGCAUCAGAUUUUGAUACAGAGCUAGGAGAAAUUUUGGGAUCAAUAAUAGGACGUGUUGGUGUAAUGAAACCUGGUACUAAAGCUGAGGAAAAAAUUGACAAUGAUCCACAACUUCAGCAAACAGUUUUAGAAAGGAAGAAAAUAAAACUCAUGACUGAGUCCUAUUUAGAUGAGAGAGAAAAAUGUCAUAAUGAAUCACUGGGGCCGAAAAAAACUGAAAGUUCAAAAUCAAUACUGGAGCAUGUGGAAAAGGUUGAUGCAAAAGAGAAGAGUAAAAUUGACAAAGAUAAAAACAUUACUGGUGGUGCGUCAGAUUUCGAUACUGAGCUAGAAGUUUCAAAAUCAAUUGCAGGACGUGGUGGAGUAAUAAAACCUCGUACUGAAGCUGGAGAAAAAAGGGUCCCACAACUUCAAGAAACAGUUUUAGAAAGGGAAAAAACAAAACUUAUGUCUGAGUCUGAUAAAGAGAAAUGUCAUAGAAAUGCAAAAGAUACAUCUUUUACAUCAGAGUCACAAAUACGUGAAGAAAACGCUGAAGGUUCAAAGUCCUUAUUAGAGCAUGCGAAACAGUCUGAUGUCAAAGAGCUUAGGACUGACAAAGGUCUAAGCAUUAUUAAUACUGCAUCUGAUUUGGAAAAAUGUGAUUUAAAAGAACUUUUAAAAUCAAUGAUAGAACAAGUUGAAGGAAAUAUUGACAUUUUUCCACAACUUCAAGAAACAGAUUUUAAAAGAGAGACAACACAACUUCCGCCUGUGUCUCAUCUAGGUGAUCAAGAAAAACUUCGUAAAAACACCGGAGUCACCUGUCAGGCAUCAGAAACUCAAAGUCAACCGAAAGUUGAGAAGGACUCAGCUAUCAGCCCUGUUGAACCUGAUUUAAAGAAAUUAAGAAAGGAAAGCUUGAAACAAAGUGUUAGCAAUGAAAAGCUUUUGGAUACGAAAAGUGAGAAAUCAGUUACAAGUGAUACUGCAUUAGCUUCUGCAACUCACUUGAAUCCCAAUAGUUCGAAUUUAUCUGGGAAAAGUGAUGAAGAGGCCAAAUAUAAACUCAAAGAAUUUCGAGUUGAACUUAAAAGAUUAGACAUAAAACGUGAAAUGUGCAGUUUAAAAGGAAGCAAAACUAUUUCAGAAGAGAAUCUCAAAGUUAAUCCAGAUAAAGACUCUGUUGAAACUGGUGUACAAAUCAAUCAAAAAGAUGAUAAUUGUGAUAAAUCUGCCUGUCAAUCGGACAGUGUCCAACUCAGGGGUAAAAGAAAACAUGAUGAAUCAAAAGAUGCCUUACCUAAUACAAAGAAAAUUAAAACUGAUAAGUAA
Molecule: messenger RNA, 5989 nt
Organism: Uloborus diversus
Lineage: Eukaryota; Metazoa; Arthropoda; Arachnida; Araneae; Uloboridae
Product: ATP-binding cassette sub-family C member 3-like
Biological process (GO): transmembrane transport
Cellular component (GO): membrane
Molecular function (GO): ABC-type transporter activity; ATP hydrolysis activity; ATP binding
Source: RefSeq, a predicted model, not a curated record